Messenger RNA from Humulus lupulus (European hop), 758 nucleotides. RefSeq names its product autophagy-related protein 8C-like. The coding region runs from base 165 to 524 and encodes 119 amino acids. The transcript has 6 exons. The record is from RefSeq and is a predicted model, not a curated record. Lineage: Eukaryota; Viridiplantae; Streptophyta; Magnoliopsida; Rosales; Cannabaceae. Gene Ontology annotation, biological process: cellular response to nitrogen starvation.
AAAAAAAAAUGAUAAAUUUACUCGAAAAGCUGCGACUGCGAGAGCGAGACUGUUUCUCUCUCAUUUCAUCCUCUCAAUCCCUAGAUUCUCUGUUUUAGUGUCACUGCUAGAAUUCUGAAUUGGGAACGGGAGAGAUCCAGUAAGAGAGAGAAUUCAAUUUCGCCAUGGCCAAAAGUUCCUUCAAGCUGGAGCACCACCUUGAGAGAAGGCAGGCUGAAGCUGCUCGUAUCAGGGAAAAAUAUCCAGACAGAAUUCCGGUUAUUGUCGAGAAGGCAGAGAGAAGUGACAUACCAGACAUUGACAAGAAGAAGUAUUUGGUUCCGGCUGACCUGACUGUUGGGCAGUUUGUUUAUGUGGUUCGAAAGAGAAUAAAGCUCAGUGCUGAGAAGGCCAUAUUUAUAUUUGUAAAAAACAUUUUGCCACCUACUGCUGCCAUGAUGUCUGCUAUUUACGAGGAAAACAAGGAUGAAGAUGGUUUUCUUUACAUGACUUAUAGCGGGGAGAACACAUUUGGAUUGUUCUGAGGGAAAUCAAUAUGGAAAAUUUGAAAUGUGUAAAUAAGGACUCGAAAAAGCAAGGUGGAAAAAUGUACAUAUUAUCUGUUUUUAGCUCAUGUUUAUUUUGACCUUACUGUGGGGAUUGUGUUUCUUAUGGUUCUCAACUGUUAAUAACAGUUGUGUCUAGAUUUCAAUGCUCGGUAAGUAUUAUAUUAAUUAAUCGUUUUAUGCAUGAAUAAAUUGUGAUCUUUCUAAACCUUA